GUUGACAUUGCCUCCGAACUCCUCUUACCCCUUCUCCUCCCCCCUCCCCUUACCUGCUGCCUUCACGACUAUCUUGCAUACCGGAAUGGCAAUGAAAACCCUAACUUUAGCCAUCAUAUUCUUCCUCCUCCUCCUAGACUGCUCCACCGCACGCAAGCCAAAAGCCCUACGUCACCGGCGCCCAUGCAAGAGGUUGGUGUUCUACUUCCACGACAUACUUUACAACGGUUAUAACGCCAAGAACUCAACGUCUGCCAUAGUGGGAGCACCGACAUGGGGCAACACCACAAAAUUGACAAGUAACAACCAUUUUGGAGACAUGGUCAUUUUCGACGACCCCAUAACGUUAGACAACAAUCUCCACUCGCCUCGAGUUGGGCGGGCUCAGGGUUUCUAUAUCUACGACAAGAAAGAAACGUUCACCUCAUGGAUAGCGAUGUCGUUCGUGUUCAACUCCACUCAACACAAGGGUACUAUAAAUUUCGUCGGGGCCGAUCCGAUACUGUCCAAGACUAGGGACAUUUCGGUGAUUGGCGGGACCGGUGAUUUCCACAUGAGCAGAGGGGUGGCUACUAUCGCGACGGAUUCCUAUGAGGGCGAGGUCUACUUCAGGCUUCGUUGUGAUAUUAAGCUCUAUGAAUGCUGGUAAAAAUAUUGAAAGAUGAUGAAUUAAGUCAAAAUAUGCAUGGGUUCUAUAUAUUGUUUGUCAUCCUCUCUUCUCUUAUUUACAUAAAAUUCCUAUUGUAAGA
Molecule: messenger RNA, 749 nt
Organism: Sesamum indicum (sesame)
Lineage: Eukaryota; Viridiplantae; Streptophyta; Magnoliopsida; Lamiales; Pedaliaceae
Product: dirigent protein-like
Source: RefSeq, a predicted model, not a curated record